Messenger RNA from Ascochyta rabiei, 1134 nucleotides. RefSeq names its product Licheninase. Gene Ontology annotation, cellular component: fungal-type cell wall. Bases 1 to 1134 code for a protein of 377 amino acids. NCBI's taxonomy places the organism in Eukaryota, Fungi, Ascomycota, Dothideomycetes, Pleosporales, Didymellaceae. The transcript has 2 exons. Gene Ontology annotation, biological process: fungal-type cell wall organization; carbohydrate metabolic process. Gene Ontology annotation, molecular function: hydrolase activity, hydrolyzing O-glycosyl compounds; glycosyltransferase activity. The record is from RefSeq and is a predicted model, not a curated record.
AUGAUGCUUCCUCGGUGUACUACAUGGCUAGCACUGCUUCUCGCAGUAACCAACACUGUCGCCCAAACGACCACAUCGUGCAAUCCUACUGAGAAAACCUGUCCGGACGAUACAGCGCUCUCAUCUAGCACCUACACACAUGACUUCACCACAUCUGGUGCCGAUGACAAUGCGUGGAACGUCACUGCGGGAAAAGUGACCUACACCUCCUCCGGCGCAGAGUUCACCAUAAACAAGCCCGGCGACGCGCCUACAAUCCAGUCAAAAUGGUAUAUCUUCUUCGGCCGCGUCUCCUUCUUCGUCAAAGCCGCGUCCGGGACAGGAAUCGUGUCGUCGGCGAUCCUCGAAUCCGACGACCUCGACGAAAUCGACUGGGAAUGGCUCGGCGGCACCAACUACGCGUCUACCUGUCAGAGCAAUUACUUCGGCAAGGGCAAUUCAUCGAGUUACGACCGCGCCGCCUGGGCAGCAGUUACCUCCACGCAAACCACGACCCACAACUACACCAUAUCCUGGACCUCGAGCGCCACAACAUGGUACAUUGACCAAGUCGCCGUGCGGACACUCGCCUACGCCGACGCCGUCAGCGGCACAAACUACCCGCAGACGCCCAUGAACAUCCGCAUCGGCAUCUGGGCGGGCGGCGACAGCGCAAACGACCCCGGGACCAUCGAGUGGGCAGGCGGCGAAACAAACUACGGCGACGGACCGUACACCAUGUACCUCGAGAAAAUCGAGGUUGUCAAUGAGAAUCCGGGAGCGAGUUAUUCGUACGGUGAUCGUACGGGGGAUUAUACUAGUAUCCAAGUCAGCGACGCCGAAGACGCUGACGCGGCGAGCGUGUCUUCUAGCUCCUCUGCGUCGACGUCGGCGUCGGGAAGUGCGCAGAGCAGUUCCGCCACGGCAUCGUCAUCGGCAUCGGGGACUUCGGCUGCUUCUACGACUCCAGCUGUCUCUACGACUUCAGCUGCUUCGACGACGGGCUCGCUGACGGGUACUGUGCGGACGACUCCCAGUGCGUCGUUGUCGGCGCUUGCUCAGGCUGCUGCGAGUCCGGCAGUGAGGGUCGGUGCUGAUAUCUGGCGGUAUGCUAUACUCGGCGUGCUUGUGUUGGUUUGCGAGGUGGUGUGGUAG